Messenger RNA from Cavia porcellus (domestic guinea pig), 9320 nucleotides. RefSeq names its product Yip1 domain family member 6 (gene Yipf6). The record is from RefSeq and is a predicted model, not a curated record. Lineage: Eukaryota; Metazoa; Chordata; Mammalia; Rodentia; Caviidae. Gene Ontology annotation, cellular component: membrane; trans-Golgi network. The transcript has 7 exons. Gene Ontology annotation, biological process: endoplasmic reticulum to Golgi vesicle-mediated transport. The coding region runs from base 23 to 733 and encodes 236 amino acids.
ACCACAGGAGAGGAGGGCCAAGAUGGCGGAAGCGGCGGAGUCUCCCGGGGAUCGGGAGACAGUAUCGCCCAGGCCCCUGUUUGCAGGCCUUUCAGAUAUAUCUAUCUCACAAGAUAUCCCAAUAGAAGGAGAAAUCACCAUUCCUAUGAGAUCUCGCAGUCGAGAAUUUGACAGCUCCACAUUAAAUGAAUCUGUUCGGAAUACUAUCAUGCGUGAUCUAAAAGCUGUUGGAAAAAAAUUCAUGUAUGUUUUAUAUCCUAGAAAAAGUAACACUCUUUUGAGAGAUUGGGAUUUAUGGGGCCCCCUGAUCCUUUGUGUGACACUUGCAUUAAUGUUGCAGAGAGGCUCUAUGGAUGGUGAAAAAGAUGGAGGGCCCCAAUUUGCCGAAGUUUUUGUCAUUGUCUGGUUUGGUGCAGUCACCAUCACCCUCAACUCAAAACUUCUUGGAGGAAAUAUAUCUUUUUUCCAGAGCCUCUGUGUGCUUGGUUACUGUAUACUUCCUUUGACACUGGCAAUGCUGAUAUGCCGUCUAGUUCUACUGGCAGAACCGGGACCAGUAAACUUCAUGGUUCGGCUUUUUGUGGUGAUUGUGAUGUUUGCCUGGUCAAUAGCUGCCUCUACAGCUUUUCUUGCUGAUAGCCAGCCUCCAAACCGCAAAGCACUUGCUGUGUAUCCUGUUUUCCUGUUCUACUUUGUUAUCAGUUGGAUGAUUCUCACCUUCACUCCGCAGUAAAUUGGGAAGCAGUAAUUUAAAAUCAGUGAACUUAAGGCUCAUUGGAAAGAUACCAUUCACCACGGAACUCUGCCAUUAGCCCUUUUGUCAGUUUUUGAAGGUUAUUAAAAGGGAACCAUGCAGCACUAUUGUCAUUUAUGUAAAGGAACUCACAUUUGCAAGACUGGCCUUUCCUCUUAAUGUUACUUCUCUUGAGUACAUGUACAUACUACACACAGUACAGUGCCUCCUUAAGGCAUGAUGAAGUCACUGUUCCAUUUGGAUAACAGCUAAUGACUUAGGAAGAUCAUGGAUACAUCCUACAAAUUGAACAGAAUUGGUGAUUAUUUUCAGCUUUGAGAAAAUCAGUUCAGGUGCAGCUCUUAAAAGCAUUGCCUUAUGACUAUUAGAAUAUAUUUCUUAUCAUAAAUAAGAAUAGAUAAUCUAUAUCCAUUUUCUUUUAUUUCUCUUUUUAUUUAAAGAAAGACAAAACAAGAUAGAAAAUGGGCAGAAAUAGUACAUACUUUCAAAGAAAAGAAAUAGUAAUAAAUCACUAGCUGAUGUAUACAUAUUGUCCCCCUAUAAAUAGUUGUUCAAGGUACACAAAUGGAACAUAUAAAUGAGAUUUCAACCAGGGAGACUGCAAACAGUUCUGUUUAACUAUCCAACAAAAACUAAGUAUUAUGGCUAUCAACCCUAUACACUUAGACAUCUACGCGUUUAUCCAUGUCUUCAUUUAUGUUGAGACCUAACAGAGCAUAUUAGAUUAAAAUCCUUCUGAACAAAGAUUAAUAAUAUUGCUGGAUUUCACAUCAUAACACUCUGGAAUCAGGAUUGGGUACUGCAGUGCCAGUACUCAUUUCUUUCAUAGUUUUUGUUCAUUUCAUCAUAUGUCAUCAGAUCAGUGCUCAUAAACUGUUGAUACGUUUUACGUAAGCUUGAGUCUCAACAUGUAUUUCUAUCCUUUCUGUGUUCGAGGGAAAAACAUAACAAAGCAAGGCAGAACUAAACUUUUUCCUAUAGACAUAUAAAACUAAAAAGAGAUCUAAAUCUGCUGUAUAAGGAGUUCUACCAUGGUCACUGUGCUGUUUCUUGUUAUCAACAGAAUUGGCUAUAUCAUCAGAUAAAGUAUAAUUGAGCAUAUCAGUACAUAACAGAAUUAACAGAAAUACAACUUUAUAGAUAGUACAGAGCUACUAAUACAGGUAGUAAUCAAAUUGGUAUGGAUAUCAUAGUGAAUCAUUAUCAUUUUCGGUAUAGUUUGCACUCCUCAACUUGUUGCCAUCAACCUUACAGGUUUUGAAUAAAAUCUAUCAAUAAUAAGCAGCAAUCAAACAAGUCAGAUUUAACUAAGAUCAGUCAUGAUAUAACAGUAUAAGUCAUACAUGGAUACUGAUUGAGUUAAUAGGGAAUUAAAGAUGUCCCCUAUGCUAUGGAUAGCCGUCUGUGACCCUCAGAUCCAAUGCUUGCAUACAAACUAGGACAGAACGAGUUCCAACCCAGCAGAGUGGUGCAAGUAAUAGGGGUUUUAAUUCCUGAUACACUAUUAGCUAUAUCUUCUGCUGUUUUUUUUUUUUUUUUGAAGACUAUUCCUCUUUUACUCCCCCAGAAUGAACUAUUUUUGGGUCUCCCCAACACUCAUGAUUUUGUAUUGGGGGGGUGCGUAACCUGCUGUUUACUUAAGUGUUUCUGAACUUUCUCACUCCUGGGUUGGAUUUCUAGUUAUAUUUCUUCAUUUCUUGAAGCUUGUCUGUUCAACCUAUCCAUAUAUACUGGUCUAGUUACCCCUAUUACUCUCUGAUUGCCUGUCACAUUGAGUUCCAUUUUCUCAUGUUUGAUUUUGAUCCAUAUAACCUUCUUCAGGCUAAUUAUAUUUCCUAUGAAGAGCCUCUCAGUGGACCCUAUCUUUUUUUUUUUUUCUUUUUGUCUUUUUCAUUUUUAUCAGUACUGGGGAUCAAACUCAUGACCGCCUGCUUGCAAGGCAGGUGCUUAUGCUGCUGAGCUAAAUCCCCAGCCCCAGGUGGACCCUAUCUCUUGUUCCUCUCUGCCUGCUAUUCUCUAUUUUUUCCCUGAAGUUAGGGUAUCUAGGCCAUCUAUAUUAGGAAUUAUGUCCAACCUCUGUCUCAUUUCUGUUGAGCUCUUUUUCUGUCAUUAGUUAUGUUUGUCUUCUUCAUUUCACUUUCUGCUCCAUUCAUUGUGGCCUCUCUGUUACUGUUUUUGGAAUCUUGUUUUUCUCUUGUAGAAUGUCCUGCAGUAUUCUCUGUAGAGUUGAAUUGGCGGUUGCAAUUUCCCCUAGUUCCUCUUUAUCCUGGAAGCUCCUUGUUUCUCCAUUAAUUUCUAGGGACAGUUGUGCAGGAUAUAUCAAUCUUGGCUGGAGGUUAUUAUCUUUCAAAGCUUAAAUUAUUUCCCCCCACGCUCUUCAUGAUUUGAUGGUUUGUGCUGAGAUGACUGCUGUAGUUCUGAUGGGUGUUCCCUUGUAAGUGAUCUGUUUCUUGUCUCUGACGGCUUUUAAUAUUCCAUUCUUAUAUUGAAUUUCUGGAUAUUUAUAUUGGAUUUAUUGUAUGCCUGGGUGUAGUUCUGUUUGGGUUGUAGGUGGCUGGGGUCCUGUAUGCCUCAUACAUCUGAGUAUCUUUACCUUUUACUAAAUUAGGAAAAUUCUCCUGGAUUAUUUCUGUGAAUAGCCUUUGUAGUUCAUUUGUUUGUGUCCCUACUUCUUCCUUUAUGUUCUUAAUUCUUAAGUUAUAGAUCCUUUUAUCAUCUUCUGCCAGACAUUUGUAUUAUUGUUUGUUUCCUUGUUGUUUUUAAGAAGUUUUUCAUUUCAUGCUCUCACAUUACAAAUCUGUCCUCCAGUUCAGAUAAUCUAUCCUUAGUUUCUUUCAAGCUGUUAUGCCAGCUUUCAAUAGAGUUUUUAGUUUCCUGAUAAUCUCUUUGAACCUGCUUCAUGUAUUCUAUGUUUUCUCUUUUCUCCAUCAAACAAUUCUCUUUUUUUCUGUUCUUCUAUUCCACCAUCUGUUUUUUCUUGGACGGUGCUUAGCAUUUCUCUAACUAUUCUACUUAUAUCUUGCUUUACUUCAUUAAAUACUUGACUUUUGAACUUGUCUAUGAGGCUCCGGAGAUAAUUGCUUUAUGUCUAUUGGUGCUGUGUCUGAUAUUGCAUGUUUACCUUUCCUGGAUCAGUAUUCUCAGGACUGGGGACUGAGGACCCUUUCUUGUUGCCUCCUCUUUGCAUAUUUUUUGUUCCUUCCAUUCAGGCAUAUAUAGGAGGCCCAGUUUCUUUCUUUGUGGGUUACAGUUUGUUUGAAUCGCCACAGCUAGGUGUUCCUGCCCACUGUAAUGCACUAGGAAGAUAGAGACCUGGGCAGCCUCUGCUGGGCCCGUCCCUCCAGUUCAACCUACUGAAGGCUUCACUGCUAGGGUGUGCCCCCAGGCGCAGGGACCUGGUUUGGGCUAGCCUACUGGGUCUUAGUCUGUGGCGUCACCCAGGUCAGGCACUCCUCACCAAUCCUGCUUGAGAGGGGAAUAUGCGACUGAAGUCACUGUAGCGCCCUGUUCUGGCUAGUCUGCCCAGUCCCAGAAUGUCCUCUGUUGGAGCCUCCUUAUCUGUGGAGGGGUCCCCAUUCCUCUCAUUCACCCUAGGUCAAUGCAGGGCUCCCUGCCAGUCCCGCUCUCAACUUUGUUCGCUGAUUCCGCUCUCAGAGCUUUUGCGUCUCUAUCCCUGCUGUGCCGAUUCAGAUGCAGCUGCGGUGGCAGGAAAUUCAAAUCGUGGUUUCCAGAGGCACGGGUUCCAGCUUCGGUGCUGAGAUUUUAUGCAUUCCGGUCAUAGCACUGGGAUUCCAUUUUCCGUUGGUUUCUCUCAGCUUAGUUCGUUCCUGGGUCGGCAGGGUAUAUUUCCCCCUGUUUAGGACUCCCCACACCACACCAUUCCUGGAUUCUAAGCUGACUAUCUCAGAGCCUCUGUAGCUGCUGUUAUCUAUCCACCAUGUUCUUGCCUGAUCUUUUAUUUCUCUCUUUAAAGCUUAAAAAGGGCAUGGCGGAGGUUAGGGACAUGGUUCAUAGAUGUAGGAGAAAACACAUUAACCAAUACUCAGAUUUUGAUCAGAAGAAAUUCUAUACUUGUUGCUUUAAAAAAGAGCAAGGAACAUCUAAAGAGUUGGCCUCUUUGGUCUUUUUGGACAGCCACCUUUCUGUCAUGUUUAACAGCAACCAUUUGCAGCAAGCACUUGCAACUCUCUAGUGUUGUAUUGUGUUUUGUUUUAAGAUAGGAUCUUGCUGUGUAGUCUAGGCCAGCCUUGAACUCACUGUGUAGCUCAGUCUGACCUCAAACUGCUGGCAGUUCUCCCACUCAGGCUACUGGAUUCUGAGAUUUGAGGAGUGCAACACCACACCCAACUUUUAGUCUUUAAUUUUGUUCUCUAGUUCUGCAUAUGCAAUCUUAAGAUAUUAGUAGUUGACAUGUAAUUCUCCUUUGUCUGAAGUUUCAAAUGUUCAAUGUUGAGACUUAUCCAAGGAGACAACCUUAGACAUUUAUAUUGGUGUGUCUCUAAGGCAUAUUAUAAUUCCUGAAAGCUACAGUAGUUGUGAUACAGCAUACCUAGAAGGAACUCUUCAUUAUUUUAUGUAGUCUGGUCUUCUUUGACCAGAAAGUCAAGCUAAAUCAGGAGUUGGCAUUUAACCAAGUGAACAUGGAGGGAUUUUAGUGUUUUGAUGACUGAUUCAGACAAUAGGUAAGGCAUGACAUGAGUUGAAUUGAGUUUACAGCUGUUACCUUUUCAGAGUGGGCUUAGCAGUUUUUUUCACCAGAUGUGUUUUGAUUUGGGGAAUAGCUGUUUAUUAGUAAAGAAAGCUAAUUAGCUCUCUUUUAAAGAAAUACAUUUUGUACAUGUGCACCUAGUUGUACUCAAAUAUUUAUGCAUAAAGUGUGAAGGCUUUUCAGGGAACUAAGAGUCUGGGACAGGUUGAUUUUUUUUUUUUUUUUUUUUUUUUUUUGGUACUGGGGAUCUUGUGUUUGCCAAGCAGGCAUUCUUGCCUCUGAGUUAAAUUCCCAGCCAGCCGGGGCAGGCUGAUUCUAAGCUAAACAGGGCUCCUAAAGUAAUACGAAAUUAUACUUUAAGGAAUUUUGGGAGACAAAGAUUAGGAGUCAGGCAGAAGGUUCAUUGUAAAUAUGCAGUUAUCUAUAAAGAUGAGAAUUUCUUAUUCUACAUUCUUCAUCAUAGAGUCUAAAUAUUCAUUGAUUUUUUUUUUUUUUUUUUUUUUUUUUUUGGUAUUGGGACUGGAACUUGCAACCUCAACGCUUACCAGGCAGCUGCUGUGGCACUGAGCUAUAUCUCUGACUCAUUAUUUUGUGUUUAAAAGACUACCUGCAUAUAAAUUCAUAAUUUUAAGAAUGUAGUUUCUCUAUCCUCAGAAACAGUACUAAGCCAAAAGGAUUCUUAAAUGACAGUCAGUUAUAAAAACAUUACGGAGUUUGUCCUCUCUGUUCCAGCCUUGUCCAGAAUUUUUGGAUAUUGAUUUAUAGUCACUGUAAUUUUAUCCUUUUUUUUUUGAGGCAGGGUCUCUUUAUGCAGUUCAGGCUGGCCUUGAGUUCACUUCGUAGCCUAGGCUGGCCUCAAACUCGCAAUGAUCCCCCUGCCUCAGCCUCCCAAGUGCUGGGAUUACAGGCGUGAGCCCGGCUCUGUAAUUUAUCUUUUAAAUUGUAAAAUAAAUCCUUGUAAAGACAAAACCAGUAUUUCCUUGAGUGGGUAAAAAAAUUUUGAAACUAAUCCUAAUUUUGAAAUUGUUUCUAAAUUAUUUCUGUUAUCUGGAAUUUUCUAAUGUCCCAAUAAAAUCUCUCUCCCAAAAUUAUUUUGUAAUCUGCCCAAAAGGUUAAAAUGGAAAGUUAAAGAAAUAACUGUUUCAAAAAGGGAAUGAAGACUACCAAAGUUUACUCAGGUGGAGCGUUUUAUUAGAAAUUCCUGAGGCCACAACUUGGGGAGCAUGUGUGCCUGGAGGUGUGGAUUUUACAUAUUGAAUAUUAAGGCAGCUUGUUUUGUGUAUUAAUGUGUUGCUCUUUGGUGACUUGAAAAUGAUUUUAAAUGAUUAAAAUGAAGGCUUAGGGCCAAUGGUGACAGUUUAGGGUUAUAGCAGUUGCCUAGCAUAUGUGAUGCUCUGGGUUUAAUUCCUAUCACCAAAAAGAAGGUGGAUAAAUUGCAGGUUUAAUUAUUUUUUUUCUGAAAGUGAAUGAUCACUUAGAAGGUAUAAAUAAAUAUUAUUUUCCAAUGAAUGCAAAAAAGUGCAUUGCUUUCUGCAACAGAAGACCUGAGUAUCUAGAAGUCAUAAGCCUCAGCAACAGCUUUACCUAAUAUGCUAUACAGACACAUAGCUGGUUAUAGAAAUGGGACCAAAAGGGCAGCCAUUCCUGAUGGCAGAAAUCCUGAUGCAGGUAUUAGAGUGUUUCAUGCUUAAAAUGAGAUGCAGCGUGAGUGUAUCACUGCAGAACAUGGGGCGUCAUCACCAUCAUGGAUGCUCUCUUGCUGUUCUACCUCUGAGACUGAGAUUGUUUUUAUGUUCUUUAGCAAUACGAAGGGUAAAAACUUGGUUUCAUUUCUAUUCAAACUAUAAAAUCUGUUGGUAAUAACAUUUGAACAUACAGUAUGGUCUUAAAAUUCAACUGUGAAUCAUUAAGUCUUUAAUGAUUAAAAACUCUCUUAUGGAGAUUUUUUUUUUCUUUUCUUUCUUUUUUUAAAUUGUCUUUUUGAGACAGUUUCACUAUGCAUUUAGGCUGGCCUUAAAUUCUUUUUGUAGCCCAGACUGGCCUUGAAAUAAGCAGUCAUCUUGCCUCAGCCUCCUGAAUGCUGGGGUUCCAGGUGUGUGCCACCAUGCCUGGCCUUCUUAAGAGGUUUUUAAAGUGAGUUAAAUUUGAUCUUUUCAUUGUGAUGAGAUUUUUCUGCUGUUGGGCAAGUUACAAGGCUUGGGGCGGGUAAUCAUUUUAUUGUUGACUUUUUUAAAAAUAUAAACUAUCCUUCAAAAUGUGAUGGGAUGGCUAGCUAGCAAGCAUGUAUUUGGAGGUUUAAUUAUGUACUUUAUAUAUUCUGUCGAUUUACUGGAUUUCGACUGCCUGUUUAUUCCUGGAGAUAAAAUGAAAAUCUAUCAGUUCAAGUUUGUGGGUAAAAAAAUAAUUGUGGGUAACAUUAUUCAUUGGAAUUUAAAUAAUCUCAUGGUUUAAUAAGACAUGCAGGUAUUUUAGUCUUGUGUGAAGCACUGAAAUUGUCAUUCAUAACUAGACUUUAUUUCUGAGACAUUUGGUUGGAAAUAAAUAUAUGGAUGUUAAACCAUGUGUAUAAAUUAGAAAUACUUUUCUAGAUUCUGUGGGCUUUUAUUAAAAAUAGAGACUUUCUGGGAAUUAACUUGGGCCAUAGAAUGGCCAGAUUAAUAAUAAUAAUACUAAUAAUAGCUAAUAACAUUUAUUGGGCACUUACUGUAUACCAGGCAUUAUUCUGUUUUAAAAUAUUUUAAUAAUAGCUUUAUUGAGAUACACUUUGUCCUGAAAUUCACGCUUUUAAAGUGUACAAUUCAGUGGUUUUUAGUAUAUUCACCAAGUGACACAAUUAUCAUUGCUAUCUAAUUUUAGAACAUCUUUCUACCAUAAAGAAGUCUGGUCCCAUUAGCAGUCACUUCCAUUUCCAUUUCCGUCAGCCCCUGGCAGCCUCCUUUUGCUUUCUCUAUUGAUUUACUCAGCUCUAUUCUUCAGUGCUCCUCUUGACAUCAAGUGCUGCAGUUCUCAUUUUAGAAGUAGGAAAUUGAAGCACAGAAAGGUUAAGUAACUUGCCCAAGGUCACUUAGUAAAUUAAUUUGUGAUAAAAUUUGCACAUUAGAUGAGAACGUAGUAGGACCAAGUUUUUAAUUGCAUUUGUUGCAUAUAUGAAACAAACACACCCCUUCCCCAGGAUAUGUUCCCUUGUUACUAGCCUUUGCACCAUAGAACUGACUGGAGAUAGAUAACUGUUUUUUCUUUUUCUCAAUAUUAGGAAUACUGCAUAACAGGGGCAUAUAAAAAGAACACAAAAGCCAUUGUACAUGGGAAGAGUUAGGUUUGCUUCUCUCAUCCCUCCUCUCACCCUUCCUCUCACUCCAUUUCUUUCCCUUCCUUCCUACUGGCCACCACACAUGUGCAUCCCUUUUUCUUGAAAUCUGAAGGCUCAAACUCCCUUCUCUUUUGUUCUAAUUCUCCCAGAAGGAUAGUUAAUGCAUCAAACUGUAGCUUGUCAAUUUAGAAAAUGUAAUGGUGAAGGGAAGCAUCUGGUCACAGUGACAGUGGUGUUUAUGUGACUCAGUGAGCAUUCAUGUGAGAAGAAACUAGAAUGCUAUUCUAACGGCGAUAAAAUGACAUUUAAAAUAAAGGCUUCACUUUUUUGAAAUCAGUGUCCCCUGGUAGGAAGUAGCCACAUCCUGUUUUUUUUGUUUACUCUCAUUAGAAGCUUUUGUAUUCUGUGCAGUCACUACUGGUAUUCCCUUGGUUCUCUUCACUAAAGUCCUGGUCUUUUCUAUAAAUGACAGACCUGUGAAAAGAGGAAACCCAUACAUAAUUUGAAUGUUAAAUGUGUAAAUAAAAAAAAACACUAGAAAAGGAGAA